Messenger RNA from Ylistrum balloti, 918 nucleotides. RefSeq lists its product as uncharacterized. The coding region runs from base 1 to 918 and encodes 305 amino acids. NCBI's taxonomy places the organism in Eukaryota, Metazoa, Mollusca, Bivalvia, Pectinida, Pectinidae. The transcript is spliced from 3 exons. The record is from RefSeq and is a predicted model, not a curated record.
AUGGAAAAAGAGAACAAAGUCAUGGCAACAGACUUAUCAGACAAUCCUGUGAAGGGAAUAUUUUCUCAGAUACGUAAAUACGUGGUAGAACCUCAAAGAUUUACACCCCAAAGCUUAGUAAGGGACAUAAACUCAAGUAAGUUAAGUUCUACAGAUUACAGGAAAGUGAUGACCUAUCUGAACGGACAACGGGUUGCCCAGGACAAUCCGACUUUAGUGUCUCUUAUAAGAAAUUAUUACAUAGAGAUGCCAUCUUCAGACCCAUAUCAACUGGAUAACCCAGAUGUUGUAGAGUUCUCGAAAGGUCAGACACCAGUGGUGGACAGCCGACUUAAUUACAUGGAAGGAGGGUUUUAUGUUGAAUGCGGAGCACUGAAUGGUGAGAAAGGUUCCAACAGCCUGUUUUUCGAAAGAGUAAGAAAGUGGAACGGAUUACUGAUUGAGGCAGAUCCUACUAAUUAUAAAGCAUUGAAAAGUAAACACAGAAAAGCUUUUACACUGAAUGCCUGUCUCUAUCCUAAACCCUACCCAGCUGAGGUUAUGUUCAACAAAGCAUACAACAUGGGGAGGGCAAUUCAUGAUGACUUUGUCCGGAAAUGGCUGUCCAAUCGAGGGAUAAAACUUGAUCCCGUUCAAGUCCAGUGCUUUCCACUGUAUUCAAUUCUGCUUGCCCUCAACCAAACUACCAUUGAUUUCUUCAGCCUUGAUGUAGAAGGAGAUGAAGUUGACAUACUCAAAACUAUUCCUUUUGAUAAAGUUCAUAUAAAAAUGCUGACUGUUGAGUAUUCACAUGGCUCAGGAGGGAAGUUUGAACUGCAAUAUUACAUGGAAUCACAAGGGUAUGACACUCUAGUCUCAAUGGAGAGAGACGACGGUGGAGUGAAAGAUCUGAUCUUCAAAAGGAAAGGUUUACUGUAA